AAACCAUCUUGGGUCUGCUUCUCUGGCCUUCUUGCUGCUAUACCUGUCCCAAGUUAAACCAAAAGCUUGAGAGCUCGGCGUUUGGGUUUCCUUCUGUUUUGCUCAUUCUCUUCGGGUCCGUUCGGGUCGGGUCGGGUCACGGGUCGACCCGACCCAUUUGCAGCCUUAGCUGUGCGCGGCUACGCUCCGGUUGGGGCUUUCUUACCUCGCGCCGCCGCCGUUCCUUCCCCUUCCUCUUCAAAUCGCAUCGCGUUGGUGGGUCUUCUUGGGGCUCCAUCCUGCAUCUUUUCCUUCUCGUUUUCUCUCUAUCGGCUCGGGUGCCUUAUGGCGGUCGGCGUCCUCGCACUGCAGGGUUCUUUUAACGAACACAUAACAGCGCUGAGGAGAAUCGGGGUCAAGGGAGUGGAGAUAAGGAAGCCGGAGCAGCUGAAUAACGUGGACGCCCUCAUCAUCCCUGGCGGCGAGAGCACCACCAUGGCCAAGCUCGCCGAUUGCCACAACCUGUUUCCUGCAAUGCGGGAGUUUGUAAGCACUGGAAAGCCUGUGUGGGGGACUUGUGCUGGACUCAUUUUGUUGGCAGACAAGGCAGUUGGGCAGAAGUUGGGAGGACAAGAGCUUAUUGGAGGGCUGGACUGCACUGUCCAUCGAAAUUUCUUUGGCAGCCAGCUUCAGAGCUUUGAAACUCUACUGUCAGUGCCUAAGCUUGCAGAGAAAGAAGGGGGUCCUGAUAGCUUCCGUGGAGUGUUUAUACGUGCCCCAGCCAUCCUAGAAGCAGGACCAGAUGUUGAAGUACUAGCUGAUUGUCCUGUUCCUUCUGAUGAUGUAAGGACUAUAGUACCUACUGAUGAAGGCAAGAAGGAGAGAGUGAUCGUUGCGGUAAGGCAAGGGAACUUGCUUGGAACGGCUUUUCACCCUGAGUUGACUUCUGACUCUCGGUGGCACAGUUUCUUUUUAAACAUGGGAAAAGAGACGGGUGAAAGGAGCCUCGAAUGCAUGUCUGCACCUGGGUGGUAUUUAGAAGAUCGUCCAGGGAAAAGGCCUCGUGAUCUUCCCAUAUUUCAGUGAUGCUGAUAUUAUAGCUGUAGUUGCUUAAAAUGUUCCUAACGCAAAGUUGGCUAUUUUCUAGCAGCUUUUUCAAGAAUCCUGCCUAUCGAAGGAUGGAUAUAUGUCUAUUAAUUGAUUAUAUAAUUAUCUAACAGUUGGAGGUAAUUUUGCUUUGAAUAACUCUGUCUCGGCCUGCGAGUUGCUGGUCGAAGACAGGUCCAUCAAUCAUUGAUUUGGGCCCA
This is a messenger RNA of Phoenix dactylifera (date palm), 1286 nucleotides long. RefSeq names its product pyridoxine biosynthesis 2 (gene PDX2). Lineage: Eukaryota; Viridiplantae; Streptophyta; Magnoliopsida; Arecales; Arecaceae. The record is from RefSeq and is a predicted model, not a curated record. Gene Ontology annotation, biological process: pyridoxine metabolic process; pyridoxal 5'-phosphate biosynthetic process. Gene Ontology annotation, cellular component: cytosol; glutaminase complex. Gene Ontology annotation, molecular function: glutaminase activity.